Messenger RNA from Dermatophagoides farinae (American house dust mite), 2202 nucleotides. RefSeq names its product microprocessor complex subunit partner of drosha (gene pasha). Gene Ontology annotation, biological process: primary miRNA processing. The record is from RefSeq and is a predicted model, not a curated record. Gene Ontology annotation, cellular component: microprocessor complex. Gene Ontology annotation, molecular function: double-stranded RNA binding; primary miRNA binding; heme binding. Lineage: Eukaryota; Metazoa; Arthropoda; Arachnida; Sarcoptiformes; Pyroglyphidae.
UGGUGGUGGUGGUGGUGGUUAACGCGUGCAGACACCAGAAAAUUGUAAACAAUGAAAAUUAGUAACGAAACAAAAACAACAAAAUCAUGUCGGAAACAAUAACUGAAAAUGAAACGGAUUCUAGUGUCGCUGUUGAUAAUUGUAAUGUUGUUGAAAUGUUAACGAAUGAAACAUCGAUGAUUGAUGAUUCGACAAACAAUGAUCCGCAACAAUGUGAUCAUAAUGAUUCAACAACAACAAUAUCGAUGAUGAUGAAUGAAAUAUCAAAUAAUGAUCAAGAUAAUGAUGUUGAUGAUCAAUGUUCAAUUAAUUCAUUCGAUUCAGAUGAUGAUGAUGAUGAUGAUUAUUCAUUUGUUGAUAAUAUGCUUGAAGAAAGUGUUGAUAUUGAAUCAUUAAAACGAUGUGAACAGGUUAAACGUAAAUUAGAUGAUCUUGAUAAUGAAGAUGUACAAAUUGAUCAACAAAUUAAAUUACUAUCAUCCACUACUACUGCUGCUGUUGCUCGUAUUACAGGAAAACCGGGUAAAAAACGAGCAACUAAAUCACGAAUUGAAACUAAACAGAAAAAUAUUCUAGUCAAACGUGGUCAUGAUCUAUUUGAAAUUCUACCCGAAGGUUGGGUAGAGAUAACACAUUUUAGUGGUAUGCCAAUCUAUUUGGAUAAACGAAGUCGUGUUUGUACAUUAUCGAAACCAUAUCAUCUUGGCACUGGUAGUGCACGUAAACAUCAUAUUCCAUUAUCAGCCAUACCAUGUUUACAAUAUCGAAAUGAAUUGGAAAAAGAACGUAAAAUACGUGAAGAAUUGGAAUCAAAAUGUUUGAAUAAUAAUAAUGUCGAUGGUAAUGGCAAUGGCGAUGAUGGUAGUGGACAGCAAUCACUACAGCCGCCACAACCAAUUGCAAAAGUUGAAACACUUGAAGAGAAUAAAAAAGAACGUUCAUUAGAAGCGGCCAAAGUUCGUGAAUAUUGUCGACGAUUAUUUGAAUUUAAAACAGUUACAGUGAAAAAAUUUACUAAUUGGGCCGAUCGCCGUAAACAUGAACAAUCGAAAAAAUUAGCACAACGUCCAUCACUGCCUGAAUCUACAAAAUUAAUUACUUGUACGAUACCAAAGAUACCGGCAACGGUUAAUGGUGGUGGUGGUGGUGGUGGUGUUUCUGCCGCUACCAUCGGUAAACCAUUUAAAAAAGAAUUCAUCAUGAAUCCAGUUGGUAAAUCCGAUAUUUGUAUUCUACAUGAAUAUGUACAACAUACUGAACGUACGCAGCCAAAAUAUGAAUUUCAAGAAUUGGAAAAUGUCAGUAAACCAUAUUGUGCAACAGUUUUUAUCAAUGAAAUGGAAUAUGGUAAAGGUUAUGGUAGUAGUAAAAAAGAAGCAAAAACUGAAGCUGCACGUGCCAGUCUAGAUAUAUUGAUACCGGAUCUGAAACAGACAUUAAAUCAAGAACAGAAUAGAGCUGAAUCGUUGAAUGAUUUGAAAUUUUUUGAUUCAAUUUCCAUUGAAGAUCAACGUGUUAGUGAAUUAUGUUUGAAAGCUGGCCAAUAUUCACCAUAUCAGAUAUUGGUUGAAUGUAUCAAAAGAUUAUAUGGAUUCGAAGAUAUGGACAUAAAAACCGAUACAAGAAUUGUUAAACAUCAUAAAAUUGAAUUUAAAAUGACAGCAGGACAACAUGAAGCUGUGGUCAUUUGUAAAAAUAAACGUGAAGGUAAACAACGUGCAGCACAGAAAAUACUAAAAAGUAUUCAUCCACAAUUAACAUGUUGGGGUGCAUUAUUAAAAUUAUAUGGACAAGGUUCAUGUAAAACAUCGAAAGAGAAAAAGGAAGAAGCACAGAAAAUAACUGAAUUACAAAAUAAUGCCUGUUCGAAUAAACCAAAUUAUGCAAUAUUGAAUAAAUUGAAAGAAGAAAUGCUUAAAUUACAUGAUGAAAAUGGAAAACAACGACAACAACGACAAUUACAAUUAUCAUCAUUACCUGCCGUGUUGAAUGCAACAGUUGUCGGUAAAUGUGGUGGUAAAAUGAUGAUGAAAAAUCGAAAAGAAAAAAUGAAUUCUUCAUCACAAAACUUGUGAAUGAUAAUGGUGGUGCCUUGAUCCCCGAUUUUGUUCACCGAUUACAUUACCAACUCAUCCAAAAUCAAUGUUCGUUUUCAUAUUAUUAAUCAUUUUAUUUUAUUGUGUUGUAUUGUAUUGUAUUGGA